Molecule: messenger RNA, 3288 nt
Organism: Carassius carassius (crucian carp)
Lineage: Eukaryota; Metazoa; Chordata; Actinopteri; Cypriniformes; Cyprinidae
Product: glypican-5-like
Exons: 9
Coding region: 224-2080 (618 amino acids)
Biological process (GO): positive regulation of canonical Wnt signaling pathway; regulation of protein localization to membrane; cell migration
Cellular component (GO): plasma membrane; extracellular region; cell surface
Source: RefSeq, a predicted model, not a curated record
CACACACACACACACAGGGCCCUUCCUCACGUGUCUCCAGUCCAGUCUGUCAAAUCUCCCAGCAUGUGAAGCCCCUGCGCGCCUGGAAAACUUUCUCUCUGGAUACUUCAUUAAGCGGCUAUAAUUGCCCAUCUCUUCCGGAUCAUACUUUUGACUCGUCUUGGGGGCCUUUCUCUUUCUCAUACACUGGCUCAGAGGGCUUUCUGUGGACUGAGAUGGUGCAAUGCUCCGCAGGACAGCACCGUGUGUAUGUUGCUUGUGGAUCCUGCUCUCCAGUGUGUUGAUUUGGAGAGUCGACUGCGCCAGCGCGCAGAGCUGUCAUGAGGUGAAAACCGCUUUCCAGCUGCGCCAAGUCGGUUCAUUAAGAUGGGUUCCGGAGACCGCGGCGACAGAUGCAGAUCUUCUUAUCUGCAAACACCAGGGUCCCACAUGCUGUACCCGCAAGAUGGAGGAGAGUUACUACGCCACUGCCCAGAGAGACACACUCCAGAAUAUUCUCUCCUAUAGCUUCGAACUCAAAUAUCUCAUCCUGGGCCAUGCCUCUUCCUUCCAGGAUACCUUCCAUUCCCUGCUCUCCUUCAAUCUAAAUCAUACCUACUCGCUCUUCGACAGCACCUACAGGAUGAUCUCUCAAGAUGCUAAACCCUUGGUGUCUACCCUCUUCUCUGACCUUGAACUCUACCUCCGUGGUGAUGCCAACACCUCUGUAGAACACUCAGUCCACAGUUUCUACGACAAACUCUUCCCAUUGGUAUACCAACACUUGGUCAAUCCUGGCUUGGGUUCAAAUGUUUCUAUCUGGUCCUCCGAAGGAAGUGAGUGCCUACGUGCCACUCGACAUGACGUCAACCCCUUUGGCCCUCACCCGCAAGAACUUGCUCAGGGACUGUCCAGGGCACUAGUGGCUGGUCAUGCCCUCAGUCGGGCACUGGCGAUGGGUUCUGAGGUUCUGAAUGCCACUGAAUCGGUAGGAAUGGUGCGCCAAUGUGGACGUGCACUGGUGCGGAUGCUGUUCUGUCCGCACUGCCGUGGAUUGACCCUGAUCCGGCCUUGCGGAGGCCUGUGUCUCAAUGUGAUGCGGGGUUGCCUGGCAGGCCUAGCCGAGUUGGAUGGGCCCUGGAGACGAUAUGUAGCAUUGCUGGAGGGGCUGAGCGGGGCACUAUCAGGGGGAUACGAAGUGGAACUGGCACUGCUACGCAUCCGGGAACGAAUUAAUGAUGCCAUCCUUACUGCACAACUCCAUGGACCACAUCUCAGCGCCGUGGUGGGUAAAGUUUGUGGUUCCUUGACCGAACCGGUUUCCUCCACUCCAGUCAGUCCCACCUCAAGAAGUUUGACUCCUUCAGUAAACCCAACCAGUGAACUCCAAACCUCAGUCACGUCCUCCAGUCCUACAGCACUUCCUAAUACAGGCAACCAACAUGAGCACAUAACACUAAAAAGAAGGUCUCUGCCUCUGAAACCCUCCAAAAACGACAAACCCAGAAGCCUGAAAAAGAUUUCAAAGGAGUUUAUGGGCUACAUCCAGCGGUACAAAUCAUUCUUCUCCACCCUGCCGGAGAUGCUGUGCGAGGGGGAGGUCGUGAUGGAUGAAAACACCUGCUGGAGUGGAGAAGAUGUGGUAGAGAGUUAUACAGGUCACGUGGUGGGGAAUGGACUGAAAGCCCAGAAACACAACCCAGAGAUAAAGAUCAGAAGUGUGGAUCCAAUCCUGGUCAACGUGAAGGAAAAGCUAGAGCACUUCAACCAGGAGAUGUGGGAAGAGAUGGGUUUGGGAACAGAUGGCCGUGAGGACGUGGAGACCAGCAGCGGCGACGCAGCAGAAGGCAGCAGCGAGUGCGAUGAUGAAGACGGCUGUCAAGGAUCGGGCCACAGUGAAGACGAGACAGUGCUCACUAAAAAGGAAAUCCAUGUACAAAUUCCAUCACGGGACACCAUUAUCCCAAUCCAGUCUCCCAAGUCCAGAUCCAAACCGGGCGCGCCCAACAAUGGAGUCGCCCACAUCCCAACCAUCUCAUCCUUCCUAUUUCUUCCUCCCUUACUCAUAAUACAGCUCCUACUCUGGCCCGAUGGCGUCUGACGCACAGUAAAAAGACUGAAUUAUUCAAGCAUGCAUUUGCACUAGGUCCUUAGAAGUCUGCACAUUUGUCUUCUGAUCUCAUCAGAUGCUCAGUAAUUUCUCAUGCUGGCCUUACACAGGAUACGACUCUUCACAAACUGGUUAUUCAUUUGCUCUGGGCUGUUUUAAAGGGUUUAUGUAGCUACUAAGUAGUGUACACAGACAGAAAUGUGUGAUCAUGGUACACCAUCAUUUCUUUGGUGGUUUUGCUGUCAUAUUUUUUAGUGUUGCUAUUUUGCAACUUUAUUGAAUAAGGAUUUACAAUUACAUUCAUCUAGUUCCAUACAAUUUAUAGUAACACAUCACAUCCUGAAUUGAUUCACACCUUCUUGUAGGAAUUACAUGAUGGAAAGGCUGAUUUGUUUUUAUAAAUGUGUGAGUAUUAUUGUAUGUGUGGAUUAUAUUCAAGUAAGUAUGAGCUAUUUUAAUUCUCCUUUUAUCAGUUUACCUGGGAGAAUCUUACAAAUGUUAUAUUUCACCCCAAAAAUAGGGAGGGAGUGGUGGGGGGUGGUGUUUGGAGUUAUUUUUGAAUUAUGAAAAUAAUGGCAAUUUCCCAACAUUAAGAUUGUUUCGUAACAAUCUGAAAAAAAAAAAAAUAUUUUAUUAAAAAAAUGUUUCUGAUAUUUUACCCAAAAUACAUUUACAUUUCUUUUUUUGUAUUACAAGAAUCUGAGAGUUAAAAUCUACAUAAUUGACACACAGUAAUGCAUAAAUCAGUCAAUCAUUCAAUCUUAAUUGUCUUUAAAUAAAGGUAAAUUUUCAUGACAUAAAAUAUUGUUUUCUUUCUUUUGAUUUUGAGAUGAAAAAUGACCCAGCUUUUGUAAGAUUGACCCACGUGCUUGUGCAAUUGUAGGGCUUGUUUGUUAAAAGUCAAAAUUGUACAUUUAACAUAUUUAUACUGAAAUCUGUGUAUACAGAGUGUGUGUUGUUCGUAUAACAAUUUAAAACAAUGCAACUCGAUUCUAAUUUACUCUAGGAUGUUAAAACGCUUUAUUUUUAGUAGUCUUUCCUUACAUUGGCAUUUAACCCUUCUCGAUAUCCUAUUGUUUGAUUUGACAGUUCGCCGUGACGUCACAGUCUUACACAUUUUGUUUUAAUACAUUCGAGUCACUUGCCAUGUAGCUCCGACUGCGCCUGUAUCACUUGUUACUGUAAGGGCUCGCACAUAA